CGAGGAAUGUAGCGCUAAGUAUCUUGAACGGUCCUGUAUUCGAAAGCAAUAUGGGCAUGUGAUACCUGCUGCAUGCUUCUCAUAACUACUGCUUUGAGGAUUGCUGGCAAGACCACUUUUGUUCUGUGAAGCUUUACAACGGUCGACCCACAAGUUGUUAGGAUAUUGCAAAGGAAGACCAGAUGGGGUCGAAUCUAAAUGGCUACAAAUAAGUUGUGUGAUGGAUACUAGCAUGCGGCAGUUUGACCAUGAGAACAUAAACAAAUUCAUUGGCUUAUGCAUUGAUGGCCCUAAUUAUUUAUCCAUAUGGAAGUUAAACAACAGAGGAACUCUGAAGGACGUCAUACAGUCGAAACUAACUACAAUCGAUGCUUUCUUCAAAUUUUGUUUAAUGCGUGACCUGUUACAUGGAAUUCAUGCCAUCCAUCGAAGCCCGUUCUUGGGUUACCACGGUCGACUCACGUCUUCCUGUUGUAUGGUAAAUGAACGUUGGCAAGUUCGAGUUGGUGACUAUGGACUUGCAAUGAUGGGAUUCUUCGAAGAGAAAUCUAAAAUGGAUCUUCUAUGGACAGCUCCUGAACUGCUACGCAGCAAUGAGAAUGGUAGUAAAGCUGGAGACAUUUACAGUUUUGCAAUAAUCUGUUCGGAAAUUGCUACCGGACAAACAGCGUGGAACGAUUUGGACGACGAAAAUACAUUGCAUCUGAUCCGUGAUUGUUGGGCUGAAAAUCCAGAUGACAGGCCAACGACAGAUGCCAUUAAACAAUUAAUGCUUGUUUAUUCUAGAAAACAAAACCUGAUGGAUCACGUUUUUGCGCUUAUGGAAAGCUAUGCAGCCAAUCUGAGGCGCGAAGUCGAGGAGAAAACCAAAGAAGCGAUUGAAGAGAAAAAACGGGCCGACUUGCUUUUAUACAAAAUUCUACCUCCACAAGUAGCUGACAAGUUAAAGAUGGGCCAGUCCGUUGAACCAGAAUCUUACGAUGAAGUUACGAUAUUUUUCUCCGAUGUUGUCCAAUUUACAAGUCUUUCCGAAAAAUGUACACCGUUGCAGGUAGUUACACUUCUGAACGACCUUUACACUAUGUUCGACAAUAUCAUCGACGAACACGACGUCUACAAAGUUGAAACCAUAGGCGACGGUUACUUAUGUGCUUCGGGAGUACCCCGACGUAAUGGGCAUGAGCAUGGCCGUGAAAUAGCGCACAUGGCCCUUUCAAUUUUAAGUAACCUCAAGAACUUUAGAAUACCACAUCUCCCAACAGAGAGAGUCAAUGUUCGAAUAGGAGUUCAUUCAGGUCCUUGUGUAGCCGGGGUUGUUGGACUGGCGAUGCCUCGAUAUUGCCUCUUCGGUGAUGCGGUUAAUACUGCUUCCAGAAUGGAGAGUAACGGGAAACGUUCGUAA
Molecule: messenger RNA, 1402 nt
Organism: Enterobius vermicularis (human pinworm)
Lineage: Eukaryota; Metazoa; Nematoda; Chromadorea; Rhabditida; Oxyuridae
Source: the annotation of a GenBank genome assembly